AUGACAUACAAAAACAAAACCCAUGUCUGCGACCUGUGUGGGCUGGAGUUUGAAUAUGCACAAGAGUAUCGUGACCACACAAAAACACAUGGAAGUUACGAGUGCGUCAUGUGUGGGAAAGUGAUAGCCAAGAGAGGGAUGCUAACUCAGCAUUAUGCUAAAUUUCAUGGACUGAAAUUGAGACCUGAUUCUCAGCACUUCUGUUGGAUAUGUGGAAAAAAAUACAAGUCAAAGCCAGCAGUUGCGUAUCACAUUACGACUGCUCAUAGUAAUGAGAAGUUGAAGUGCAAUAAGUGUGAUAAAACCUUUGGCCAUGUCAAGAAUCUGAAAGCACACAUGAAGAGACAUGGGGACAAGAACGUGGCAUGUGACAAGUGUCCUGCAAGGUUCUUCACAACCUCUGAGCUUGGGUAUCAUUACAAUGCUGUCCACCAGAAUGCCAGGUGCUGGAAGUGUGAGAUAUGUGGCACAGAGUUCAACAGAUCUAGUAUAUACAUCAACCAUAUGGAGAAGCACAAGUCGAAGAGGUUUGAGUGCACUGUAUGCUUCAAGAUGUUCCACCGCAAAGCACACAUUGAAGCACACAUGAAGCAGCAUGCCAACCCAACUGAUCCUGAGCCAGGCCUGGCAGGAAAGACGAAGAUCAAGAAGUACUUUCGUUGCAAUGAGUGCAGUGCUUUAUUUGAGAGUGAGGAGAUAAAGAGGGAUCACAUCUGUGGAGAUCGUGUCAGAGUAAUAAAGCGGUACAUGUGUGACCGAUGCAACUUUUCCUUCCAGUGCAAAGAAGACCUGGAGGCACACACAUGUAGCCAAAACUCCUCGCAUAUUCUAGUCCAGCCAGAAAACAUAGCUGAGGAUGUCCAGAUUUAUGCAGAAGCUGGGAACCUCGAGCCAGGUUCAAUAGGCAUCAACACAGAUGAAUGGGAAACGUGCUUUGUCGUUCUCUCAGAAAAUGGCGCUAAUGACCUGUGUAUGCUGGCGCUUAUGGCCUUGCUGUUCCCAAGAAAUAACCCGAGUUGGGCUCUAACAGUCGCAUUACAGGUGACUCGCCCCCGGGAGCCUGGCAAGCGAGUCCCCGUGCUCUCUUGGAAGAUGCGCCUGAGCAUGGCUGAGCUGUCACGCAAAUCCAAGUCCUUGCCACAGUCUGAGAGCCAGAGGGAGGCUAAAAAGGAGCCAAAAGGCCCUGAGGAUGGCCAGGAGCUGAGGGCCAAGCGCCAGUACCGCAAGCGGCCACACAUCAUUCACCUGUGCAAGUUCUGCAUGAAGGUGUGCCCCACAGGAGAGAAGCUGAAGGAGCACCAGAGAACACAUGACUCCAUUGAGUGCCAGUUCUGUGGCAAGGUAAUGGCACGCAUUGGGGCCUGGGAAAACCACCUCAAGACCUUCCACAAUGUGGAGAUCCAGGUGCCAGGCAGUGAAGAGGCACUCAACCGUCCCAAAGAGGAGGUCAAUUGCCGCAUCUGUGGCAAGCAGUUUUCCUCCAAGACUGCAUUGGCCUAUCAUUCAAAGCUCCAUGAUGGUAAGACUUACACCUGUGACAUAUGUGGCAAAUUAUUCAACCAUCCUAGCAAUCUCAAGACUCAUAAACUAAGUUUGUCCUCGACUCUGUUUUGA
Penaeus indicus is the source of this 1614-nucleotide messenger RNA. RefSeq names its product zinc finger protein 28-like. Gene Ontology annotation, cellular component: nucleus. Gene Ontology annotation, biological process: regulation of transcription by RNA polymerase II. The record is from RefSeq and is a predicted model, not a curated record. The transcript is spliced from 4 exons. Gene Ontology annotation, molecular function: DNA-binding transcription factor activity, RNA polymerase II-specific; RNA polymerase II transcription regulatory region sequence-specific DNA binding. Lineage: Eukaryota; Metazoa; Arthropoda; Malacostraca; Decapoda; Penaeidae. The coding region runs from base 1 to 1614 and encodes 537 amino acids.